Molecule: messenger RNA, 1992 nt
Organism: Aureobasidium pullulans EXF-150
Lineage: Eukaryota; Fungi; Ascomycota; Dothideomycetes; Dothideales; Saccotheciaceae
Product: BING4CT-domain-containing protein
Exons: 1
Coding region: 81-1733 (550 amino acids)
Biological process (GO): maturation of SSU-rRNA from tricistronic rRNA transcript (SSU-rRNA, 5.8S rRNA, LSU-rRNA)
Cellular component (GO): nucleolus; small-subunit processome; 90S preribosome
Molecular function (GO): protein binding
Source: RefSeq, a predicted model, not a curated record
GAACCAUCAAACAACCAAUUUUCUUGCGCCUUCCGGAAUGACUGUAUAAGAGAAGGGGAUAAUAACACGUAUCAAACAAUAUGGCAACCUCAGCGAACCGCACCCUACUCGGCGAACGACCGACUACCGCACCGACGAAAGCACGCGGACCGACCGCACCCAUCGAUGCAGAUGCCACCGAGGUCAAGAGACGGGCGCUUGUAGCGCAAAAGCAGUAUGGAAGAGGCGACAAGAUUUCAAUGCGCGGUGUGCAAGACCGAAAACUGCGCGGCAACCUGAGAGCUCUGGAAGACAAGUACAAGGACGCCGCCGUCAAGGCAAAGGAUGCCGAGAUCCUGCUCGAGAACACAUCUGGCUUCCUGGAGACAGAAGGAGAGCUCGAGAGAACAUACAAAGUUAGACAGGAUGAGAUUCAGAGUGAAGUCGGUGUCGAGACGGCCAAGAAGGGCUUCGAGUUGAGACUGGACGGCAUGGGCCCAUACAACGUUGACUACACGCGCAACGGUGUGCACAUGCUGCUCUCAGGUCGCAAAGGCCAUGUCGCCACCAUGGACUGGAGAAAGGGCAAGUUGGGCUGUGAGUUGCAACUGGGCGAAACAGUGCGCGAUGCGAAGUGGCUGCACAACAACCAAUUCUUCGCCGUCGCUCAGAAGAAAUACGUCUACGUCUACGACCACCAGGGUGUUGAGAUUCAGACGCUACAAGAUCACAUCGAUGUCACACACAUGGAAUUCCUCCCUUUCCACUUCCUCCUCACAACCAUCGGCAACGCUGGCUGGCUAAAAUACCAGGACACCAGUACCGGCAAACUUGUCGCGCAAAUCCCCACAAAGCAAGGCUCUCCUACAGCCUUCGGUCAAAAUCCUCAUAAAGCCAUCCUUCAUGUCGGUCACCAGAACGGAACAGUCAGCAUGUGGUCACCCAACGACCAGAAGCCGCUAGUCAAGCUUCUUGCACACAGAGGUCCCAUCAGAUCAUUGGCUUUGGACAGAGAAGGCAGAUACAUGGUCUCGACAGGCCAAGACUCGAAGAUGUCCGUCUGGGAUGUCCGCAUGUUUAAGGAGGUCAACAACUACUUCCUGAGAUCUCCGGGCACAUCAGUCUCCAUCUCAGACACAAAUCUCACAGCCGUUGGAUGGGGCACACAAACAACCGUCUGGAGGGACCUCUUCAACAAGAACCUGAACGACCAAGUCAAGGUCCAAAGCCCCUACAUGGCCUGGGGAGGCGAGGGCAACCGCAUCGAGCGCGUCAGAUGGUGCCCAUACGAAGAUAUUCUCGGUAUCAGUCACGACAAGGGCUUCUCAAGCGUCCUCGUCCCCGGAGCUGGUGAAGCCAAUCCCGACUCCCUCGAGGUCCUGCUCUACGAGAACCCUAAGCAGCGCCAGGAACGUGAAGUCAAGUCUCUGCUGAACAAGCUGCAACCAGAGAUGAUCUCCCUCGACCCAGAAUUCAUUGGUCAACUGGAUCGUGCGACACAUGCUCAGCGCCAGCAAGAAAGAGAUUUGGACAAGAAGCCCGAAGACCCGCUCGCCAAGAUCAAGAACAGAGGCAGAGGCAAGAACAGCAGUUUGAGAAAGUACUUGCGUAAGCAAGGCUCGAAGAACAUUAUCGACGAGAGAAAGGUCAGAAUCCAAGAGCUCAGAAAGGAGCAGGCAAAGAGGAACAACAAGGCUCGCCAGGGUGAAGUCGAGCUGGGUCCCGCGCUCGCGAGAUUUGCCAGAAAGGCUUGAGUGAGGAUAUGAAAGCAUUGUUGAUUGUUCGGUUGCAUCUAUCAUGUUCGGCGAUCUGGCGUAUACGGAAAAGGGGUCCAUCAAAAUAUCACGGAGUUUGGACGGUAUAGGUAGUUAUAAGAGAAGGGCCAAGCUUGAGUCUACUACAAUCGCAUCGCAUAAAUUCGAACAGCUUACAAGAGAGAGCCACUAGUGAUUCGAGUACAACCAUACCCGAUUUCUUACAUUUGCAUAACCCACGGAUGAUUGGCAAGACUGG